AUGGGCAGGAAAAACCAGACAUGGGUAAGUGAAUUCAUUCUGCUGGGCCUGUCCAAUGUCUGGGAGACUCAGGUCUCUCUCUUUGUCUUGUUCCUGGCCAUGUAUUUGGUGGCCGUGCUGGGGAACCUGCUCAUCAUCCUCCUUAUCAAGCUGGACAGCAGGCUCAGUACACCCAUGUACUUUUUCCUUAACGUGCUGUCAUUCGUGGACAUCUGUUAUACCACCAGCACCGUCCCACAGAUGCUUGCUCACUUCCUGUCAGCCUGCAAGUCCAUCCCAUUUCACAGCUGUGUGCUCCAGCUGCACAUCUCCCUAGCAAUGGGCGGUGCAGAGUUCUUCUUGCUGGGAGCCAUGGCCUAUGACCGCUACGUGGCUGUGUGCCACCCUCUGCACUACACAGUCAUUAUGCAUGGAGGGUUGUGCUUUGGACUGGCUGCCACCUGCUUGGUGGCAGGUUUCAUGAAUUCACUGAUGCAGUCAGUCAUCAUAUUCCAGUUACCCUUGUGUCACAAUGUCAUCAAUCACUUCGCCUGUGAAAUGCUGGCUGUGCUGAGGCUGGCCUGUGUGGACAUCUCCUUCAACAAGGUCAUGGUGACCAUCUCAGGAUUUCUGGUGGUCAUACUUCCCUGCUUUCUGGUCCUAUUCUCCUAUGGUCGUAUAGUUACUGCCAUUCUGCACAUUCGCUCUGCCCAGGGGCGACGCAAAGCCUUUGGAACCUGCGCUUCCCACCUCACUGUUGUUUCCAUGUGUUUUGGAACAGCCAUCUUCACAUACAUAAGACCCACGGGUGGCUCAUCAGCAGAGCAAGAGAAGAUGGUUGCCCUCUUCUAUGCUGUUGUGACCCCGAUGCUUAAUCCCUUAGUCUAUAGCUUGAGGAACAAGGAUGUGAUGAGUGCCUUCCAAAAAAUGUUAGUGAAACUUACUGAAAUAAGAUAA
This is a messenger RNA of Tupaia belangeri chinensis (Chinese tree shrew), 936 nucleotides long. Its product is annotated as olfactory receptor-like protein OLF3. Gene Ontology annotation, cellular component: membrane. Gene Ontology annotation, molecular function: G protein-coupled receptor activity; olfactory receptor activity. The transcript has a single exon. The record is from RefSeq and is a predicted model, not a curated record. NCBI's taxonomy places the organism in Eukaryota, Metazoa, Chordata, Mammalia, Scandentia, Tupaiidae. Bases 1 to 936 code for a protein of 311 amino acids. Gene Ontology annotation, biological process: G protein-coupled receptor signaling pathway.